Molecule: messenger RNA, 804 nt
Organism: Protopolystoma xenopodis
Lineage: Eukaryota; Metazoa; Platyhelminthes; Monogenea; Polystomatidea; Polystomatidae
Source: the annotation of a GenBank genome assembly
AUGGAGCAUUCUGGUGCACAUGUUUGAAACACUGGCCUGGCGCCAUCACCAAUCUGGCCGGCCCUCUCCCCUUUCAGCCUCGGCUGGAUGAUUCACAGCCACAUGAUCCUGCCUCUCUGGUCCUAUCCGAUCGGCUCUACUCUCAGAUCGCGUCUCAGUUGCACACUCGAGGUCGACCGUGCACGCCAGGGUCGAGUGGCACCACUUUCGUGCAGUCGCCUGACGCCAGACUGUACGUCCAGCCGUGCGGCACUAACAGCACUUUGUCGUCGCAUGUGCCCUGUUCGCAGAAUUGGAUUAUUUGGCCACGAAUCUCGUUCCACUUGUCCAGUCGUACCGAACAACUUGAGACUAUCCUUUGCCUCCGGCCAGAGACCGUAUUUAGAUAGUGUUGCAACCAAAGUAUCACACACACACACACACACACACAUACACACACACAUAAAACACACACAGCCCCUCAUGCUGUGUGCUGUGGCAUGUGCCAUGCAGGCAUCUCGACUUAAUGACCUCCCUUCACUCGGGUCACUAUCCGAUAGUUCCGAUCUGUUAAGCACCGGAAGACUAGUUGCAUCAUCGUGUACUGCGGUGGCCUCUGAGUUGACUUUCCCUACUUUGCGAGUUGCUGGGCUGGCCAUGGCGACGCAGACACUUGGCAACCUGGGUGCUGUACUCUUCGAUGCCCCUAAUGCUAUCAAGUUUAAUCACUAUUCUUUUGAAAAGCUAUUUUGCAACUUCUUUGAGUAUAGGCAAGAUUUUAACUUUGAUGAAAAUUUGGGUUUUGAGGAGUCGCUUGUUUCAUAA